Molecule: messenger RNA, 5111 nt
Organism: Eublepharis macularius
Lineage: Eukaryota; Metazoa; Chordata; Lepidosauria; Squamata; Eublepharidae
Gene: SLC16A2
Product: solute carrier family 16 member 2
Exons: 6
Coding region: 1-1488 (495 amino acids)
Biological process (GO): transmembrane transport
Molecular function (GO): monocarboxylic acid transmembrane transporter activity; thyroid hormone transmembrane transporter activity
Source: RefSeq, a predicted model, not a curated record
AUGGCGCCGCAGAGGCCGGCCGAGCAGGGGGCCCUGGAGGAGGAGGACGAGGCGGAGGGCGCCGUGGGCGCGGCGGCGGCGGCGGGCGGCGGCGGGGGGCUGGCGGGGCCGGCCGGCUUCACGCCGCCCGAGGGGGGCUUCGGCUGGCUGGUGGUCCUGGCCGCCACCUGGUGCAACGGCUCCAUCUUCGGCAUCCACAACUCCUUCGGGAUGCUCUACGUGCUGCUGCAGGACGAGGCCGACGGGGCCGGCAAGGACCCCACGCUGGAGUUCAAGACAGCCUGGGUUGGAUCCUUGGGGAUGGGCAUGAUCUUCUUCUGCUCUCCCAUUGUGAGCAUCUUCACUGACCGGAUCGGCUGCAGGACAACGGCUGCCUCAGGAGCAGCGAUUGCAUUCAUUGGACUCUUCUCCAGCUCCUUCACAAAGUCCCUUGAAGUCCGCUACUUCACCUACGGGGUGCUCUUUGGGUGUGGCAGUUCCUUUGCAUUCCAGCCCUCUUUGGUCAUCCUCGGUCACUACUUUAAACGGCGCCUGGGUCUGGCCAAUGGCGUGGUGACUGCCGGCAGCUGCCUCUUCUCCAUGGGCCUCCCUUUCCUCUUGAAGAUUAUCGGUCAGUCUAUUGGACUGGCUCACACUUUCCAAGUCCUCAGCGCCUUUAUGCUUGUCCAGAUUUUCUUGUCUUUGACUUUCCGCCCCAUGUUUCCCUCAACCUCUGACCCUCACGAUGUGGAGCAAGUGAAACUGGAUAGUCGAAGCUGGAGGCAGCAGUGCACGUCUCAGAUGCGGAAGUAUUUCAGCAUGAAGGUCUUCAGGAAGAAGUCCUACCGGAUUUGGACUUUUGGGAUUGCAACUGCCGUUCUGGGGUACUUCGUACCUUACAUGCAUCUGGUGAAAUAUGUGAAAGAAGAGUUCAAAGAAAAAGAGUCAGACCAAGGGUGGAUUGUGCUGGUUUGCAUAGGAGCCAUGUCAGGUGUUGGACGCCUGAUUUCUGGACCGAUUGGUGACCUUAUCCACGGACUGAAUAAGAUUUAUUUACAGGUGGCCUCCUUCAUUCUCUUGGGUCUGAUGUGCAUGAUGAUCCCGCAGUGCCGAGAGUUCUGGGGGGUGAUUGUCGUCUGCCUCUUCCUUGGACUUUGUGAUGGACUCUUCAUAACCAUUAUGGCUCCCAUUGCCUUUGAGUUGGUUGGACCCCUGCAAGCUUCUCAGGCCAUUGGGUAUCUUCUGGGCCUGAUGGCCAUCCCCAUGACAGCAGGCCCCCCGAUUGCAGGAUUACUCCAUGACUGUUUCGGGAAUUACCACCUUGCCUUUUAUUUUGCGGGAGUUCCCCCAAUAGUUGGGGGUCUGGUUCUGGCUGUCGUUCCUGUGAUCCAUCAAAGAAAGCUCAGGAAGCAGCAGCUGGAUUCUGGUAAAGACAAGAUGUUAGUUUCGGAGACUGUUAUGAACGGAGAGCUCCUUCCAGGUUCUCCAGCCGUGGAAGCACACAUCUGAAGCCAUCCUUGAGAUCUCCCAGUGCCCACGCACACACACCCUUGCCACCAGCAUUUCUGACGCUGUCUGAGCCGAGCCCUUUCUUAAGAGGAAUCCAGCCUCUCCGCUUGUAGGUAGAGUCCCAUACUGACAAUCCUAAUUGGACAAUUUGCUUUCCUGUUGAUUUUAAUAUCUACAGCUCUUUGCAGCAGAGACAAUUUUACCAGCAGUCUAAUUUGUUGUUAGGCAAUUGUUUUUCUAGAUGACUUAGCAGCAGAUUACCCCUAGGUAUUAGGCACUUAACAAGCCUUUGAUAGGUUUCAUAGAUUUAUUCCCUGGAAAACAGUCCAUAAUUUUUGUCUUGAAAGUGGAGUUUAGUCUCAUUUUAAGCUCCUCUGAAACUUAUUUUUAUAGCAGAAAAAUCCUCAGAGUAUAUUUUAACCAUUCAUAGAGGUGACAAAACCCCAUCAUUCUGGAAACUAUAUUGUCUCCUCUUCUUCCUGACAAUUGUUCCUCCCCGCUUGGCCUAAAUCUGCCUCUGAAUUUAACAUUGGUCACAGCAGUUUCCUGCCAGCUUCUCUAGAUUUUCCGUAUGUUGUACGACCACCUCUUCAUGUGUGACAGGCCUUGUUAGUCAAGGUUCUUCUCAAGUCCUGGGAUGCGUAUUUUGAAGUUUGCAGACUGAUGGUCUUCACCUGCUGCCAGAGGGGGUCGCACUGCAAAGAAUGCUGCUUGAGGGGUGGGCCCAACUUUCAAUUUGGUAAUUUUUAUUUUAGUCAUCUCCAUUUUUAAGACCCGCAUCUAACUUCAGAACCAUUUUUCAGAGGGGAACUAAGAUCCCUGGCCAUAGUGUGCUGGGGCCUUUCUGACCACGAAAUCCUCCAGGAUGUGACAUGAGUGGUGCAGGGACAUUUCUCCAUGGCAAUUUGGAUCCAGUUGCUUGAAGUUGGCAGAACCCUCCUCCUCUGUUCAGGGCAACCUUCCUGACCCAGAUCUUGCAGUCCUUAUGCAGAAACAGACUUCCACUAAGCUUGGAGUUCCCUGGAAAAAAGUGAUUGCCCCAAGGAAAAUGGUGUUCUUUAGUCCCCUUGCAAAUGUACCUGUUUCCUUCCUUAUGAAUCCAGCAGUUUGUGAGUCAGCGCUGGAAAAGCUGGGGAAAGCAGCCAGACAUUUACGCAAACACAAGGAAGAUACGGCCUGAGUGAGAUUUUGCUUUGCAGGGAUCCUCCAUCAAGUAACAUCUGAGUUGCGUACUCUGCCUUGCAUACAGAAAUGGCAGAGAAAUUAGCAGCAGCCAUGUGUCUUCUGAGAGACACUUGCAAGGAAGGGAAUGCCUGAGGAUUGCAGGGGCCUCUGCUCGACAAGUGGGGCCAAAAUACACAGCCCCCCCCCCGUCUGAGAGAGUGCCUUCCACAGGCUGAUCAGGGAUGAGCUGCCAGCACAGGAGCCUGGCACAGCAGCCCCUUGGUUAUGCCAUGGAAGGCUCCAGUUUCUGGACAUUCGGAGGUGUAGAAGAGGCACAGCAGCAAAUGUUCCUAACUUGCACUGCCAUUCAUAAGGUAUGGUACAGAAUCGUUGCUGCAAGACGAGUGAGGCAGUCCUGAGCAUGGGCGCUGUGGUCUAAGACCACUGAAAUCAGUGGAAGAACUCUGCACAGGGGUGUACUGUAAGACCCCAGUUCAAAUUCCACCUCUGCUGGCACUUUUUUUCUAAUAAGCUACUCAGUCUCAACUAGGGUUGCUGACUCUAGCUUGGGAAACCCCUGGAGAUUUAGAGGCAGGGUUUGGAGAAGGAGAGAGAGCUUUGUGGGAUGUGACACCACAGAAUCUAGCCUCCAAAGCUGCCAUUUCCUCUGGGGAAACUAAUUUCUGUGGUCUGGAGAUCAGCCAUGAGAGUUCCACAGCCCACCUGAAAGCUGGGAAAGCGACUUUCAAUCCACUCCUGCCUCCUUGUGCUGCAAUAUGGGGACAAUAAUACUGACCUCCUUUGCAGGACUGUUGGAAAGAAAAAGAAGGUGAUUGUCCAUGUAGAGUGCUUAGAAUACUCCAAAGUGCUACCUAAAUGCUAUGUAGUGUUGUUGCAAUUUUAAUUUUAAAUGUAUCUCACUGUGGGUCUUCGACCCAUGCUGGAAAUCCCUUCAGGUUAUCCCUCCUCACCACUCCUGUGACCAGAAAUUGUGCCUCUGUUCUUGAAAUGGGACAUGAAGUUUCAUGCUAUUGACCAUUACAAACGUUUGGAGAGCUUCUUAUUUUCUUGAAUGUAGCUGAAAGGCAUGGAGUUGGAUCCUGUGGAUACAUUCCACUCGUGGUGAUGCUUUCCCCAUUGUUGAGCCUCUUGCACCAGGGGAAGGCCACUUGCCCUGGGAGAAGGUGCUGCAUUGCCAGAAUAGAUCCUCAGGCCCCAAAACACAAGGUGCAGAGCCAUUAGUCCUGUUCUUCUUAUCAAUAAUAUGAUGUUGAUUAAAUACCUGUUUUCUCCUGGGAGGAACUCGGCUCUUCCCACUGGCUUGCAGCCUGCAGAAGGUCAUGGCUGUCCAUGGUAUCUGCAUCCUUGAUGCAUUCAGUCAUUCAUGAUUUGCUCAAAGACAACAGCAGGAGCAAGAGUCGUAUUAGAUAAGACUGCGCGAUAGGAAGUCGUCAGCUGAUUUGGAGAGAAAGGAACAGUUGACAUCAAAAAGAGCGACUGGUCACAUCGGAAGAGAUCCUGCUAUGUCUGGAGCCCCUCUUGCAAAGUCAUUGGAAGUGGACAUGUUUGAGCCAAGCUCUGGCUCCGGGGACUACUGGCAAUUUUCACUCAGAGUCUUUAGCUGUGGGGUUUUCACAGUCAUUAAAAGUAAACAAGAAGUUGGCUGCUACUGAAACACUAAAAGAAUCUGGUGCCACCCCCUAGGAGGAGAAGGUGAUGAUAAAGGGUAGACAUGGUUCGUAUCUCAGCUUGCACUUUGUUGCAGUCUUUUGAUAUAUCUGUGAAUUUAUUUUGGGGGGAGGAGCAAGAACUGAACAUUUCCACUGCUUUGGAUAUGUGCCAAAUGCCAGUGCUAAUGAUAACAUUGUUUUUCUGUUCCACCCCCAAAAUGUAUCCUUGACAGUUCAUUUUUUUCUGCAAAAACAUGUUGUUUGGGUUGAGGAAGCAGCUUUGUUUGAAUGUUAAGUUUUCAUCAGAAUAUCCAUGAGUCUGUCCCAGUAUCCACAAAACCCUGGAAGCUUUCAUAAAUGUCUUUGUUAGCAUUGAAUUUCCCUGUGUUGGAGGCAAAGAGAGAGCAAGUGAGAGCGCCAGAAGGCGUCACAGUGCUGCCUCUUCCACCAGAGGCCAGUUCACACCAACUUGCUCUCCUUCUUCCUGCGAAAAGAAGCCUCAGACCCAACUUUCACAUUGGAGCGCCAUGGCAACACCCGCUGCACCACCGCUCUGCUCUUCCAUUUUUCACAUAGCAUGAUGCUUACAUAAAAAGAACCUUUCAUGUGGAGAAAAUGAAAUCAAUCAGCUCAAAGAAAGUGCUCUCAAACUAAUAUGGUGGAAAGUGUCAAUUGCAGCUGAUUUAUGGUAACCCCACAGGGUUUUCAAGGCAAGAGAAGUCCAGUAGCACCUUUAAGACUAACCAACUUUAUUGUAGUAUGAGCUUUCAAGAGCAACAGCUCUCUUCG